GCUAUAGCCGGGACACAGUGCGGGCGCGGCUUCCCGGGUCCCUGGCAGGCCUGUUCGCCGGCGGCGGCAACAUCUACGCUCCAGAGCCGCCGAUGCGCAUCCAGUGACCCGUUCUGCGAGGCCCGCGCGCGGCGGGGGCGGCGGCAGACGCUUGGCCACCGUGACCCCAAUUUUGGAUUUACCGCUGGGGGGGUGGGGGGAACCUGGAUUUAACUGGCGACUGUUUUGGGGGACGCAAGACGCCAUGUUGUGGAAAAUAACCGAUAAUGUCAAGUAUGAAGAGGACUGCGAGGAUCGCCAGGACGGGAGCAGCAAUGGGAACCCGCGUCUCCCCCACCUCUCCUCGGCCGGGCAACAUCUCUACAGCCCUGCGCCGCCCCUCUCCCAUACCGGAGUCGCCGAAUUCCAGCCGCCACCCUACUUCCCACCUCCCUACCAGCCGCUGACUUACUCCCAGUCGGCAGACCCCUACUCGCAUCUGGGAGAAGCGUACGCUGCCAUCAACCCCCUGCACCAGCCGGCGCCCGCCGGCAGUCAGCCGCAGGCCUGGCCCGGCCGCCAGAGCCAGGAGGCCGCCGGCUUGCCCUCGCACCACGGGCGCCCGGCCGGCCUGCUACCCCAUCUCUCCGGGCUGGACGGUGGCGCUAUGAGCGCCCGCAGGGAUGGCUUCCGCCGCUCGGACCUGCUGCUGCCCCACGCGCACGCCCUGGACGCAGCGGGGCUGGCGGAGAACCUGGGCCUCCAUGACAUGGGGCAACAGAUGGACGAGGUGCAGAUCGUGGAUGAGCAGCACCUGCUUCUGCACGAUCAGACUGUGAUUCGAAAAGGUCCCAUUUCAAUGACCAAGAACCCCUUGAGUCUCCCCUGUCAGAAGGAGCUGGUGGGGGCUGUGAUGAACCCCAGUGAGGUCUUCUGCUCCGUCCCAGGAAGAUUGUCCCUCCUGAGCUCCACAUCGAAAUACAAAGUGACAGUUGCCGAAGUCCAGAGGCGAUUGUCCCCACCUGAGUGCUUAAAUGCCUCAUUACUGGGAGGUGUUCUCAGAAGAGCCAAGUCUAAAAAUGGAGGCCGGUCCUUGCGGGAGAAGUUGGACAAGAUUGGGCUGAAUCUUCCAGCCGGCAGGCGGAAGGCUGCACACGUCACCCUCCUGACGUCUUUAGUAGAAGGGGAGGCUGUUCAUUUGGCUCGGGAUUUUGCGUAUGUCUGUGAAGCUGAGUUUCCUAGUAAACCGGUGGCCGAGUACUUAAUUAGACCUCAUCUCGGAGGACGGAAUGAGAUGGCAACGAGGAAGAACAUGCUGCUGGCCGCACAGCAAGUGUGUAAAGAAUUCACCGACCUUCUCAACCAAGACCGAACACCCAACGGGAACAACCGGCCGCCCCUGGUCUUGGAGGCGAACAUUCAGAAUUGCCUGUCUCACUUCAGCCUGAUUACCCACGGGUUUGGCAGCCAGGCCAUCUGUGCCGCCGUGUCUGCUGUGCAGAACUACAUAAAAGAGGCUUUGGUCAUCGUAGAGAAAUCCUACAUGAACCCCGGAGACCAGAGUCCAGCCGAUUCCAGCAAGACCUUGGAGAAGAUGGAGAAGCAUCGGAAAUGAAACAGGUGGAAACAAAGGGACGAAGAGUCUGCAAGAGGAAAAAAAUCUCCAGAACCGCUCUCACCGGCACAGAUGGGGAAACUCCUCGGCCCCGGUGGGGGGACAAGUUGAGCUUUUACUUGCCUUCCCAUUGAAAGGCCUCUGUUGGCCUCGGAGUUGGACCUGCCCUCUGGGAGUCCUUAGUAUUUCUCUGGCGCUGAAGCGUCUCCUUAACUCUGGACAAGUGAUCAGAAGGUGACAAGUACUGGUUCUCUGUUCAUUAAGCUUAUGUUUUAUUUUGAACCCCAUUCUUCCUGUCUCUGAAAGUGGUGCUACAAGUUUUCAAACCUUUUAAAUCCAUCCCCUGGGCUAACAAACCCCACAUGCUUAGCUGUUGAAAUGUCAAACCCAUGUGAUUCAAAUCAAUAAUAACUUUCAGUGUUAAGGUCAUUGCUGGCUUCCUGCCCACUAACUGUUUAUCUUUAGAAAAAAGUGUUUAUCUAGCAUCUUCAGAUAUCAAAUCCUGCAUUCGGUAGGAGGCAGACUCUCCGCUUAGCAACUAACUAAUAGGUGGUAUUGAACACACUUAAAAAUCCCCUUGUUCAAAAGGGGCUUUUGGGUUUUACAAAACACGUAGAAACAAAGCCUGCUGAUUUUAUGUUGUUUGUUUUUUUUAACUUUGAAAAUUAACUCUUCAAAUGGGAGAUUCUUUGAAAUGACAUGUUCCUUUAAGGUACUGAAGCUUUAUUUGCAUAUUUAUUUCACAUCUUGGUGAUUCGAGUAAACUUGAAAAGGGUAGGCAUGAAGCGUUUUUUGCUGCCUGUCACCCCCAGGUCCCAGAGGAGGCGCUGUUAUUUUGAGAAACAGUGUGUCUCGUGUACAGAUUUUAUUUAUGCAUAAUUUAAUCGGGUCUGUAAAUACGGGUGCACUUCUUAGUGACUUUUUGAGAAAUGGGGUUCCAUUUUAAUAACUUUUAAAGGUGAUGGGGUCAUCUAAAACACAUCUUUAGGUUUUAUUGAUAUGUACACAGGGUGUUACGAAUUAGGAUCCUGGGCUCUGUUCUAUUUAACUGAAGCUCUCUGUUCACAAAGCGAUAACUUUGUGUCUCAUUCCUGUUGGGCUAAUCCCAAACAGGAGUGUGCGGUGCAGUGUAUGGGGUGCCAUGGAGAUUUGGAAUUGAACUCCAUGCCUGUAAAUGUUCACACAUUAAAUUGUGUAUAUGAUACCUGUACAAUAAAAAGUAUUCUCUAUAGAAGCUG
Eptesicus fuscus (big brown bat) is the source of this 2832-nucleotide messenger RNA. It is a transcript of the gene TFAP2C, whose product is annotated as transcription factor AP-2 gamma. Gene Ontology annotation, molecular function: RNA polymerase II transcription regulatory region sequence-specific DNA binding; DNA-binding transcription factor activity, RNA polymerase II-specific. Gene Ontology annotation, biological process: regulation of transcription by RNA polymerase II; anatomical structure development; regulation of cell population proliferation. The record is from RefSeq and is a predicted model, not a curated record. NCBI's taxonomy places the organism in Eukaryota, Metazoa, Chordata, Mammalia, Chiroptera, Vespertilionidae. The coding region runs from base 245 to 1594 and encodes 449 amino acids. Gene Ontology annotation, cellular component: nucleus. The transcript is spliced from 7 exons.